Funneliformis geosporum is the source of this 187-nucleotide messenger RNA. Lineage: Eukaryota; Fungi; Glomeromycota; Glomeromycetes; Glomerales; Glomeraceae. The record is from the annotation of a GenBank genome assembly.
GCCACGUGAUUCUCAAUUGACCAAUGAAAUUUGUUUCGGUCUUCAUCCAGAAAUUAGAACUCCAAAACAUUAUACUCAAUUAAUGACACAAUGUUGGAGUUCUGACCCCUCAAAUCGACCAACUAUAUCUGAAUUAAAUGAAAAGUUAGAAAUUUGGAUAAGCGCUAUUGAUGAUUCGGAUCCAUAA